Messenger RNA from Cucurbita moschata (crookneck pumpkin), 651 nucleotides. RefSeq lists its product as uncharacterized. Bases 51 to 455 code for a protein of 134 amino acids. NCBI's taxonomy places the organism in Eukaryota, Viridiplantae, Streptophyta, Magnoliopsida, Cucurbitales, Cucurbitaceae. The record is from RefSeq and is a predicted model, not a curated record. The transcript is spliced from 3 exons.
UGCCAUUGAGUUGAGACUUGAAACUUGUUCGAAGAAGGUAGCAAUUGCAGAUGGCAGGCGAGGAUGAGCAAAGAGGAUCUGCACCUGCAGUAGCAGAAGAGUUCGUUUACAGAAUCAGUCCAUCCAAGGAGUGGGAACACUCACAGAGCGUCGGUUAUCUCCAUGGAGGAGAUUUCGAUACCUCUUCUGGUUUCAUUCAUCUCAGUAACCUCAAUCAGGUUCAGUCAACUUUGCAGAAUUUCUUCCUGAAUAGCAAGGAGGAAUUAUAUCUACUUCAAAUUGAGGCCAAAAAGCUUGGUGAUGGAUUAGUAUACGAACUUGUGGAUGGUUCCAAUAGCUUCCCUCACUUCUAUGGUCCGUCUCGAAGCUUCAGCCCUAUCCCUAUUGAUGCAGUAACCAAAGCUGAGAAACUAACCUUUUCUGAUGGUCGAUUUGCUUGUAGUUUUCUUGAAUAGGAAUAGCUAUAGGUGGCCAUUCCGUCUUUGUAUUGUAUCAAAAAGCCAAUUCCUGCUCAAGGUUACAGUCUGCAUAAGCCAAGCGCCUACUAUACUUCAGCGUGUUUCUUUUCCUAAUUUGUGAAGUACAUUGGAAACCCUUGCUGUAAUUGUUGGCUAAAUUCAUGUUAAGCUUUUGGGUAUUGGUCUGUUGUAA